AUGUUUGCGACCUUUCGUUUCGCGCGUCGAGGCUGGGAGGAGUGUCACCAAAGAGCGCUGCAACUCUACAGCGAUGCAGGUGUUCCUGCUUGGGCCUUGGACGAGCUCAAGACGGGCUUGUUGGAAGCCUAUGCGCAGUCAGCUGUGCUCUUUUACGACCCCGCGGACCCCUCCGCGCCCGCGGCCGAGCCGAGCUCCAGUUCUGGGUACAGCGUCUCAGAUGCGCCCGCAGUGGGUGUAAUUUUUCCACCUCCCAGUGUGGCUGUGUAUUGCAAGAGUCCACUGCGAAGCGAGGGCGCCAACGUUGACGUGCAUGUCAUCAGCUUUAGUUCCUCCUUCUUGGACCUGAGUCACCCAGAGAACCAAGACUUCUUGCCCAUGAGUGCUGAGAAGUGGAAGGUGGUGACCCGCAAAAUCCAGUGGCUUUGCGGCACCAUCUUCUCCUGUGCGUCCCAACGUCGCCUCGAUCAAGUGUCUUGGGACCUCACCAGCGCAGGGGCAGCGGCCGAGUCGGACGACGCGGCGGCGUUGCGGCAAGUGGUGAAGGCAACGGUGAAGGAGAUGGAGUACCUCUUCCAGGUGGACCUGGCAGCCCCUUCGACGCUGAAGGACGCCAUCGAAGGAGCCUCUUAUUCCUUGUUGGUGACCUCCGAUGGCUCAGGUGAUCCCUGUGGCCUACGUGAGUGCAGUGCCCUGCCGCUGCUGUGCUCGCCAAGCAUCAACCCACACCUAAGUCAGGUGCCAGUAGAGGCAUUGAAGAUCAACGAGCCCAAGAAGUGGAAACCAUCCGCUCCUGUGGAGGCCGACUUGCUCGGAACGUCCGGCGCAGUGCCAGUGCCACCCCAGGCGGAUUUACUGGAGGUUCAGGCGGUGCCGGCCGUGAACCCGGUCGACGUGAGCAAGGAGCAACUCCCGCCCGUGCAGCCCGCGCAGGCGGCACAGGCAGAGACCAGCGACCUGCUGGGCAACCUGACCACCGACAACCUUCCGUCCACCAUCGGGAGUGCGCCGCCCGUGUCAGUGCCCAAUGGUGGAGUUGGUUGUCUUGGCAGGUGGCAUCCAUCAGCGAUGAGCUGGAUUGGCUGGACGACGUGUCGGGUCCCACCGUGCUGGACACGACGGCACCGGACACGGGAUCAGCAGGCGAGUCUGGGCGAAACUCGACUUCCGAGGCAGACUUCGAUGAGCUUUGGGACUCCAUGA
Durusdinium trenchii is the source of this 1203-nucleotide messenger RNA. The record is from the annotation of a GenBank genome assembly. NCBI's taxonomy places the organism in Eukaryota, Dinophyceae, Suessiales, Symbiodiniaceae.